ACUAUUGCGGGCUUGGUGCAGCAUCAAAUCAUGAUAACUCAGCAGAUCGGGUUCGUCAUCGCGCAGCACCAUUCUACUUCGCCCAAAGUGAGAAAAGAGUGGAAACGAUUUGUGAAUUUCAUGGCAGAUGCGACUUGUGAGCGUACAGCGUCGAGUCCUUCACAAUGGAAAAUUUAUUGCGGGAAUCAAACCUUUCGCUGUCACGAUGUGGAGUGGACGUGUACUUGUCUAUUUUAUAGCAGUCACCAUUUACCAUGUCGUCAUCUUAUGCACUUAGCACGCCAGGGGCAUGGCUUCAAACUGCUUCCAGCUAUGGCAAUUCAUGAUCGGUGGAGUACGUACCAGACCUUGGAAGUGAAAAACGAAUUGACGGCUGCAGCGGAAAUGUUACAGCCAAUUGUGCAGAUGUCCAAGUUAAGGUUGCCGAAAGUAAAGUUGCCGAACGACACUGGGGCUGAACCAGAACAACCACUUUAUGCUGCGGGGGGGGGGGGGUAA
Molecule: messenger RNA, 498 nt
Organism: Phytophthora sojae
Lineage: Eukaryota; Oomycota; Peronosporomycetes; Peronosporales; Peronosporaceae
Exons: 2
Molecular function (GO): zinc ion binding
Source: RefSeq, a predicted model, not a curated record